AACAGAGGGAACAGUUACACUCCUGUGAUCUGCAACUCUAAGCCUGACACAGCUGCCAUGACCUCCUACAGCAUUCGCCAGACAAGCUCCUCCGGCUCUUAUAGAGGCUUGAGUGCCCCUGUUGGAGCUAGCAGAACGUUCUACAAAGCCCCAAGUGUCCAUGGUGGCUAUGGGGGCCAGGGCAUUUCUGUUUCUUCUGCCAGAUUGGUUUCUUCUGGCAUAGGUGGGAGCCUUGCUGGUGGUAACUAUGGAGGUGGUAACUAUGGAGGUGGUAGCUAUGGAGGUGGUAGCUAUGGAGGUGGUAGCUAUGGCGGUGGUAACUAUGGAGGUGGUAGCUAUGGUGGUGGGUUUAGCAGUGGUGUUGGUUCUGGAUAUGGUGGUAGGCUCAGUGUCAGUGUAUCAGGGGAUGGCCUGCUGUCUGGCAAUGAGAAGGCGACCAUGCAGAAUCUGAAUGACCGACUGGCAUCAUACCUGGAUAAGGUGCACACUCUGGAGACCGCCAAUUCAGGCUUGGAGCUGAAGAUCCGGGAGUGGUAUGAAAAGCAGGGACCCAGCCCUUCCCGUGACUACAGCAAAUAUUUUACAAUCAUUGAGGAGCUCAGAGGCAAGAUCCUUGAUGCCACCGUUGACAAUUCCAAGAUUGUACUGCAAAUUGAUAAUGCCAGGCUGGCUGCAGAUGACUUCAGAACCAAGUAUGAGAAUGAGUUGGCCCUGAGACAGAGUGUGGAAUGUGACAUCAAUGGCCUACGCAAGGUCUUGGAUGAGCUGACCUUGUGCAGAACUGACCUGGAACACCAGAUUGAAAACUUGAAGGAAGAGCUGGCUUACCUGAAGAAGAAUCAUGAAGAGGAAAUGAACGCAUUGCGUGGACAAGUUGGUGGGCAAGUCAGCGUUGAAGUGGAUGCGGCACCGUCGGUGGAUAUUUCCAAGAAAUUGACAGAAAUGAGGGCACAGUAUGAGCUCAUGGCUGAAAAGAACCGCAGAGACGCAGAGGAGUGGUUCUUCAGUCAGUCGGAAGAGUUAAACAAAGAAGUGGCAACUCAUACAGAACAGAUUCAGACCAGCAAAACGGAGAUCACAGACCUGAGACGCACAAUCCAAGGGCUGGAAAUAGAACUGCAGUCACAGUACAGCAUGAAAGCAGCCCUUGAAAACACACUGGCGGAAACAGAAGCCCGUUAUGGAGCCCAGCUAGGGCAAAUACAGAGUAUGAUCAGUAACCUAGAAGCACAGCUUGUAGACCUGCGAAGUGACAUGGAGCGGCAGAACCACGAAUACAAGAUGCUCAUGGACAUCAAGACCCGUCUGGAGAAAGAGAUCAGCACCUAUCGUCAGCUACUAGAAGUGCAUGAUACACACUAAAAUCUUAGGAAAGUGAGGCCACGUGGGGACCUGAGACAGCCUGCAAUCAAGUCCACCUUCACUAAUUGCAUUGAAAACGCUUAUGGGGAGUCCAUCACACACAGAUCCAUUACUUUUCCCACUGCCACAAAAAUGAUGAUGCUUUAGAAAUUCACUUGCAUAACCUCACUUGUUUACAAGCUUCAACUGUCUUAAUAAAUGGUUUUUGGGCCAAGCAUUAAAAAACA
Molecule: messenger RNA, 1589 nt
Organism: Xenopus laevis (African clawed frog)
Lineage: Eukaryota; Metazoa; Chordata; Amphibia; Anura; Pipidae
Gene: krt19.S
Product: keratin 19 S homeolog
Exons: 7
Coding region: 58-1362 (434 amino acids)
Biological process (GO): epithelial cell differentiation; intermediate filament organization
Cellular component (GO): intermediate filament; cytoskeleton
Molecular function (GO): structural molecule activity
Source: RefSeq, a predicted model, not a curated record